Raphanus sativus (radish) is the source of this 632-nucleotide messenger RNA. RefSeq lists its product as uncharacterized. Lineage: Eukaryota; Viridiplantae; Streptophyta; Magnoliopsida; Brassicales; Brassicaceae. The record is from RefSeq and is a predicted model, not a curated record. The coding region runs from base 108 to 371 and encodes 87 amino acids. The transcript is spliced from 3 exons.
ACAACAUAAUCAAACAAAAAAAAAGAAAAUAUACAAAAAGUUGAUAGUAGGGUACAAGUUCGCUUUUGAUCACUGUCCUCAAAAAGAGAGAAAAAGGACCAACUGAAAUGGGGCGCUGGGUGAGACCUGAGGUGUACCCUCUUCUUGGAGCAAUGGGAUUUGUUACAUCUAUGGUUGUGUUUCAACUCACAAGGAAUGCAUUAUUAAACCCUGACUGCAGGAUAAGUAAAGAGAAUAGAAAAAUGGGAAUUCUGGAAAAUGAAGAUGAAGGAGAAAAAUAUGCACAACACAAUCUUCGCAAGUAUUUGAGGACCCGUCCGCCUCAAGUUAUGCCUUCUCUCAAUCGUUUCUUCUCUCAGGAGGACAAUUAAACCGUUUCACCUUAUCAUAAAAGUUACUUAAAUACUGAUUAUACAAAUUGAAUCUAGUUUGGAAAUGCUUAAUGUGUAUUGUAAUAGCUAGUUUCAGAUCAUCGCUUGUUUAAUAUAUAUACAAUAAAAGGUUGAGACAUGUCGCAUUACCAUCCUAGUUCUUAAAACCAUAUAUUGUCCGGUGAGCAGGACCCGUAAUGGCAGAGCCAAAAUAUUUAAAGAAAAUUACGUAAAUAUAAGCCCAUAAAUCUAUAUUAAUAU